Teleopsis dalmanni is the source of this 1506-nucleotide messenger RNA. RefSeq names its product adenylosuccinate synthetase (gene Adss). Lineage: Eukaryota; Metazoa; Arthropoda; Insecta; Diptera; Diopsidae. The coding region runs from base 30 to 1376 and encodes 448 amino acids. Gene Ontology annotation, biological process: IMP metabolic process; 'de novo' AMP biosynthetic process. The record is from RefSeq and is a predicted model, not a curated record. The transcript is spliced from 6 exons. Gene Ontology annotation, cellular component: cytoplasm. Gene Ontology annotation, molecular function: adenylosuccinate synthase activity; GTP binding.
UUGCGCCAACAGGAAUAAAACGUGCUAAAAUGUCUGAAAAUUGCAUCGUUAACGGUAAUCACUACGAGACACUACAUCAAGGACGUUUAAAUAUGUAUAAAUCAAAAGUAGCCGUGGUACUUGGCGCUCAAUGGGGAGAUGAAGGCAAGGGUAAAGUUGUCGACAUGAUGGCGUCGGAUGUGGACAUCGUGUGCAGGUGUCAGGGCGGCAAUAAUGCUGGACACACUGUAGUUGCGAAUGGAACAGAAUUCGAUUUCCAUCUUUUGCCAAGUGGAAUCGUAAACGAGAAAUGUAUUUCGGUAAUAGGCAAUGGUGUUGUCAUUCACUUGCCCUCACUAUUUGAGGAGUUAUCGAAAAAUGAGGCUAAAGGCCUGCAAAAAAUUGAACAUCGUCUAAUAAUUUCGGAUCGCGCACAUUUAGUGUUUGACUUCCAUCAACAUGUCGAUGGCAUGCAAGAAGCAGAAAAGGGUGGAAAAUCUCUUGGAACCACUAAGAAAGGUAUUGGUCCAGCAUACUCCAGUAAAGCUACACGCAAUGGCAUACGCGUGGGAGAGUUAUUAGGUGACUUUAAUUUAUUCACCGAGAAAUUCAAAACCAUUGUCGCAACGCACGUACGUCUCUUUCCUAGCAUUAAUGUAGACGUCGAAGCAGAAUUAAAAAAAUAUGAGGACUACAGAGAACGUGUGAGGCCGUAUGUUAAGGAUACCAUUUGCUUUUUGCACACUGCGCUACGUCAAGGAAAAACUAUUUUAGUGGAAGGCGCUAAUGCAGCGAUGUUGGAUAUUGACUUUGGAACCUAUCCAUAUGUGACUAGUAGCAAUUGCAGUAUAGGUGGUGUGCUUACCGGCUUAGGUUUACCACCUCAAACUAUUGGUGAAGUAAUAGGAGUUGUGAAAGCGUAUACGACGCGUGUAGGUGAUGGACCAUUCCCCACCGAACAAUUAAAUGAAUUUGGUGAAUUAUUGCAAACGCGUGGUUUCGAAGUUGGUGUGACCACAAAAAGAAAACGUCGUUGCGGUUGGUUAGAUAUUCCUUUGCUUAAAUAUACCUCAUUAGUUAACGGCUAUACAUGCAUUUGUAUAACAAAAUUGGACAUACUUGAUACUUUGUCCGAAAUUAAAGUAGCCGUGGCUUACAAGCGUCCCAAUGGUGAAAUAUUGGACCAUUUUCCCGGCACUGUAGCUGAAUUGAGCACAAUUGAAGCUGAAUAUGCUAUACUGCCAGGCUGGCAAACUUGUACAGAAAAUAUACGUGAUUUUAAGGAGUUGCCAGAAAACGCACAAAAAUAUAUACGCUUCCUAGAAAACGAACUGAAAGUACCAGUCAGAUGGGUCGGUGUUGGAAAGGGACGUGAAUCAAUUAUAAAUAUACAUUAACCUAUUUCAUUGAACACAUUUUUGGAAAUAUUGUAUAUUUUUUACUAAAUAUUUUAAUGGACACAAACUUUACUUCAUAUAUGUACUUCAAUUAUAUUUUAGAUUCAUAAUAUUAUUAUACUAAUCAAAA